CAAGGCUUAGAAAUAAUCAUAGCAUUUGAUUCUUUAGAUAAGCUUGAAAACAAUCAUGCUGAUUCUUUAGACAAGGCCUGGAAUAAUCAUGCUAUUCGAUUCUUUAGACAAGGCUUAGAAAUAAUCAUACCAUUCGAUUCUUUUGUAAUUCGCUUUGGUCAAGUAACUGGAUAUGGACUAAUAGAAGAAUAG
This is a messenger RNA of Dentiscutata heterogama, 192 nucleotides long. Lineage: Eukaryota; Fungi; Glomeromycota; Glomeromycetes; Diversisporales; Gigasporaceae. The record is from the annotation of a GenBank genome assembly.